AUGAAACAUCGAGUACGAUCAUUUCAUCCGUUAGCACCGUCAACUGUAUUUACAAGUGCCACAGCUGCGGUAAUUCCAGCUCUCAAAGUGUAUAUCAUGAUUGCUGCUGUUAAAAAGCUCGUAGUUGGAUCUGCGUCUCAGGACCUAAUUCAUUCAUUGGAUGAGAACUGGGCUCCUAGCUAA
Molecule: messenger RNA, 183 nt
Organism: Loa loa (African eye worm)
Lineage: Eukaryota; Metazoa; Nematoda; Chromadorea; Rhabditida; Onchocercidae
Exons: 2
Coding region: 1-183 (60 amino acids)
Source: RefSeq, a predicted model, not a curated record